Angiostrongylus costaricensis is the source of this 414-nucleotide messenger RNA. Lineage: Eukaryota; Metazoa; Nematoda; Chromadorea; Rhabditida; Metastrongylidae. The record is from the annotation of a GenBank genome assembly.
UUGUCGUCGGAUCAUGUGAGCGUUCAAAGUCUCUCUGUCAGAAAAUCUUCCGGACAGUCCUUAAAGACUGUUGUCGUCUCCUCUGCUCUUGACUUAAACAAUCUGACAUCUGAUCGACGAACUCAGUCGGACGACGCGUCGUCUGAAGAUAGCGCUGAUGAUGAAAAAGAUGAGGAAAAUGGACGUGAGCUCUUAAUGUUGACGUCGUCGUCGACAAUGGCAUCGUCGUUGGAGCGAUCGCUUGAACAGGGCGCUAUGCAUUCCGACGGCCUCAGCGAUAAGGAACGACGAGUACAAGCUGUCAAGAACACUAUCAGAGGACAUCGACGAACGCAGUCGAAUCCGCAAGCAGCCAUGUCUAUUGUGGAUGAAACGAGCUACGAGACCGAUUCAGAUGACGCGGUUCGCAUUUAG